AUGUCAACAAAUCUUGGACCACCCUUAGAGAAAGGGAUAUGGGCCGCGGUGAUCAUCGCCGCGGUGAUCGUUAUUUUGCGAGUCUUUGCUAAAUUCAAGAUCAAACGGUUUGGCAUUGACGAUGGCCUGAUGGUCCUCGCGGAGAUCCUCGCCAUUGUAUCAACAGUCUUCUUGACUUUGUCUGUCAAACAUGGUUUCGGCAAGGAUUUGACCAAAUUAGCCCGACAUGACCAGGAAGCCGUCCUGAAAUACAUCGCCAUUCAAAUUCCAAUCGUCACUUUCAGUACUACAUUCGCUCGCACCGCUUUCAUUAUUUACCUCCUUCCUCUACUCGGGACCAACAAAUAUUACCAGGUGGUCCUAUGGGCUUUCCUGGUCAUUCAAUUCGCCGGCAAUACCGUCUCUGCCGUACUACCGCUGAGCAUCUGUCGCGAUGUUGCUGCGCUGUGGGAUCCAGAAGUCGCGUUGACGACCACCUGCGGAAACUUGAAGUCAGUGAUCGAUUUCGCCUAUUAUUCUAACACUUUCAACUCCGCCACCGAUCUGUUUUUGGCUGUUGUCCCUGCCGUGGUUUUUUGGAAUUUGAACCUCAAACUGCGCAUCAAAGUCAGUUUGAUCGUCCUGCUUAGUCUGGGUAUUGUCGCAAUGGUCGCAUCCAUCAUCAAAACAACCAAACUCACCUCGCUACCAAGCAUCACCAAUAUCGGAGCCAGCGGCGGCAUUGAGUUAAUCCGCUGGGGUUACAUCGAGAACACCAUUAUCAUCAUCACCUCCUCCAUCCCUUGCAUUCGCCCAUUGAUCAUCUCGUCUGUGCGCAAGAUCUCCAGCGGAAAGUAUUCCCGCUCCUACGAGCUCAGUGGACCUUUCACUGGUCGCAAAUCCGGUGCGCACCCAAACGAGACAAAUCAGUCGCGGCGCACGCGCAGAUUCAAGCCUGAUGUUGAGAAUGGCAGCGUUGAGCGCAUUCUAGAUCACAGUCAGAGCGCGCAUACUAGUACGUCUGUUGGCGGUCAUCCGGAUUCACCUACUUUCUCCACACCCGGUAUCACGAAGCAGGUCGAGAUUUCGGUUAUUUCCGACAAUGGUCGACCUGCACCGGAGACGAGAAAUUACUGA
Molecule: messenger RNA, 1116 nt
Organism: Penicillium soppii
Lineage: Eukaryota; Fungi; Ascomycota; Eurotiomycetes; Eurotiales; Aspergillaceae
Exons: 3
Coding region: 1-1116 (371 amino acids)
Source: RefSeq, a predicted model, not a curated record